AUGGAAAACAACCCAUCUCUUAAAGGUCAAGGGUCGAGCGGUGCCUUUAAUAGGGUACACGUACGCGUACGUCUUAUUACGGUUACACCUACACGUGCAUACUUGCUUCUGGCGAACAAGGGAGGUGGACCAGCUGUAGUUGUUUAUGAUGCGAUGCACGAUACGCUCGGAUCACGUGCACAGCGCGCAACGCACCUCACCCUUUGA
Acanthocheilonema viteae is the source of this 207-nucleotide messenger RNA. The record is from the annotation of a GenBank genome assembly. NCBI's taxonomy places the organism in Eukaryota, Metazoa, Nematoda, Chromadorea, Rhabditida, Onchocercidae.